CCAGAGCCAGAUCCAAUGAAGCAAGUCAAACUCUGUCCAUCUCCUCUGACAGCCUUCUCCAACACACUCAAACAACAUAAAAGAUAAAUCAACUCCAUUUUGACUCUCUUCACUGUCUUGUCUUUUUUUUUUGUUUUUUUAAUUUUCUUUUCUUUGCCGUGUUGUAAAUUGUAAAUGGAGGAGCAAAAAUUAGCAUCUUCUUCUUCUUCUUCAUCAUCUUCUUCUUCGGCUGUUGCUGCGGCUACUAUGCAGCACGAUCUAUCGGGUUCGGCUGGUUCAGGUGGAGCUCGGUACAAGCUAGUGGCUCCAGCUAAGCUACCCAUCUCAAGGUCGGCUUGUAUUACGAUUCCACCUGGGCUUAGUCCUUCUUCUUUCUUGGAGUCUCCAGUUCUUCUUUCUGACGUUAAGGCGGAGCCUUCACCGACUACUGGUUCUCUUAUCAAGCCUCAAGCAGUACACGCCUCUGUUGCUUGUAGUACAUAUUCAGCAACCACUGCGUGUUCUAAUGCUUUUGACGAAAGAAAUCCAAGCACCUUUGAGUUUAGACCUCAUCCUAGAUCAAAUAUGGCUCCUGCAGAUUUAGACCCGCAGAGAAGUGAGCAAUCUCAGCAGAUCCAAAUUCAAUAUCAGGCCGUAUCAUUCAAUUCAUCAGCUACAGUUAAGAGUGAGAUGGCAGGCUCCUCGAAUGUAUUGAGCCUUUCUGUACCCGUUCAUACAGCUACUUCUAUGGCUAGUGCUCAUGCUGAAGUCGAUGCCGAGGAAUUAAACCAGAUAGGUAACCCAAAUGGUGGGAUGCCAUCUGGGCAGUCUGAUCAUAGAGGAGUUGGGCCUGUGUCAUCUGAAGAUGGAUACAACUGGAGAAAGUAUGGACAGAAACAUGUGAAAGGAUGUGAAUUUCCACGCAGUUAUUACAAAUGUACACAUCCUAAUUGUGAAGUGAAAAAGCUGUUUGAGCGAUCUCAUGAUGGACAGAUUACUGAGAUAAUAUACAAAGGUACACAUGAUCAUCCUAAACCUCAGCCUAGCCGCCGAUAUUCUUCUGGUAAUAUCAUGUCUGGCCAAGAAGAAAGAUCUGACAAGGUCUCAUCUUUGAAUGGUAGAGAUGACAAGUCAUAUUGCGUUUAUGGCCAGAUGGCUCAUAGUAUUGAGCCAAAUAGUACUGCAGAUAUAUCUCCUGUCACAGCUAACGAUGAUAAUUUAGAUGAGAUUGAAGAUGAUGAUCCAUUCUCGAAACGGAGGAAGAUGGAUGGUGGGAUUGAUAUCACUCCUGUGGUGAAGCCAAUCCGGGAACCACGUGUUGUUGUUCAGACUGUGAGUGAAGUUGAUAUACUGGAUGAUGGGUAUCGUUGGCGCAAAUAUGGGCAAAAAGUAGUGAGAGGAAAUCCUAAUCCUCGGAGUUAUUAUAAGUGCACAAAUGCUGGUUGUCCUGUUAGAAAACACGUUGAGAGGGCAUCUCAUGAUCCGAAGGCUGUUAUAACCACAUACGAGGGAAAACACAAUCACGAUGUGCCAACUGCAAAAACUGGUAGUCAUGAUACAGCAGGAGCAGUAGCAAUGUGUGGGCCAUCAAGGAUUAGAUCAGAAGAAAAUGAUGCCAUUAGCCUUGAUCUUGGUGUUGGGAUCAGUUCCGUUCCCGAACAUGCUUCAAAUGAGCAUCAACAAUUGCAUUCUGAACUGGUCCAAAGCCGGCCACAGACUGGUGGUUCAAGUUUCAAAUUUGUUCAACCAACUAUGAUGGCAUAUUACGGUGCUCUAAAUGGCAGCAUGAAUCAGUAUGUUUCUAGAGAAAAUCCGAGUGAAGGCCGUGGUGUUGAAAUUACACCCCUAAAUCAUUCUUAUGCAUUUCCACAGAGCAUGGGAAGAAUACUAACCGGUCCGUAAAAAUCUAUUAACAACGAAGGUGACGAUGAAUAAAAAUAUGGACUGGAUUUCAUUUCUCCAUCUUUUUCACCGGUAAAAGAGAAGGUUAAAAUUGUAUUCUGAAAAUUCGGAUUUUUCUAUGUAUGUAUGUAUGUAUGUAUGUAUGUAUGUAUGUAUGUAUGUAUGUAUGUAUGUAUGUAUGUAUGUAUGUAUUAGUUUACUAUCUCAGCUUAUCUCAAUCAUGUUGCCAAUCACUGUUUGUAUUAACUUGGGAGUUUGUACAAAAGUGGAACGGAUACAGGUAUUAUUUUCUCACAGGAAAAUGUUGUAAAACAAAUUCUUGAAAUGAUAUUUGUAAGAAUAUAAUAUAUGUAUUUUCCAUCUUGUGGUUAAA
This is a messenger RNA of Gossypium raimondii (Peruvian cotton), 2254 nucleotides long. Its product is annotated as probable WRKY transcription factor 20. Gene Ontology annotation, molecular function: sequence-specific DNA binding; DNA-binding transcription factor activity. Lineage: Eukaryota; Viridiplantae; Streptophyta; Magnoliopsida; Malvales; Malvaceae. Gene Ontology annotation, biological process: regulation of DNA-templated transcription. The transcript is spliced from 7 exons. Bases 175 to 1881 code for a protein of 568 amino acids. The record is from RefSeq and is a predicted model, not a curated record.